UGCAGCAUCAUCUGCAUAGUGGUUCAUAUUCUGCACGUGGUCCAUCAUCCACCCUGCAGGAUCUGCAGGCAGGGUUGAUUACUUUCAUCGACGGCCACCGUGUGCAUCUGCGUUGAGACAACUGCGUGGUGUGUUUGUUUGGAGGUGUUGUGGGAUUCCUGGGUGACACUUGCCUGCUUUCGGUUUUGGACUACCAUAUACAAGGAAGGAACUGUGAAUAGACGGCAUGACAGCGUGGAUAUUGAGGGUGGUGCUGUUAACAGCGGCUGCGCUGUUAACAAUGGGCGGCUCCUUGGUGUAUGAAGGCGGCAGGCCGUCCCCUUACAGCCCUGACUACGCUCCAGAGUGUGCUCUCAUCGUGACGACGACGAAACCUCACGCCGCCAUCAUACAGAAACCGAGUCUAGAAUCUCCAGCGGGUCUACAGUAUAUAUCAAAUUUCGUGCCACAGCUGAAAGCGGUUGCGUUGACGGAAGGUCAGCAGUGCAUAACCUACGACGACGUAAACCAAGCCGUCGUGGUAGCCAAGGCAAAGUUCGGCGGUCACGUGCCUCACGAAAUCUACGAGCUCAACUCUGAUUCGCCAACAUCAGAACACAUCACCGUACCUGCGGAGAUCGUCCUUGAGGCAUCAAAGGUCCUUGCCAGAAAGUUCUCCUUGUCCUACCACGCAAUCGUGUACGGUCUCCCGCAAAUCGACACCACGAAGACACUGGUCAAUGAAAUCUGUCCCACAUUCCUGAGGCCUGUCAAGUGCGAGCUGAGCAGGUACCGCACCCUGACAGGAAUGUGCAACAAUCUCCAGAAUCCAUCGUGGGGCAGUGUCCGUGCCGCUAUGGUCCGCUACCUCCCGCCCGCCUACGCUGAUGGUUUGGCCGAACCACGUCGUGCCAAGGACGGAGGACCUCUGCCCAACCCUCGUAUGGUCAGCUUCUUGAUCCACCACGACGUGAGCGAACACGAUCGCCGAGUCAGAAACCUUUUGGUGGCCUAUGGGCAAAUGUUGGACCACGACCUCACUCUCGCUGCUCCCACACUCGACCACGAAAGGCAAGAUAUCGAAUGCUGUCGGUACCCACCGGAACACAGGCACCCGAACUGCAUGGUGAUUGACAUUCCUCACGACGAUCCUUUCUACAAGUUUUUCAACCGGAAAUGUCUGGACUUCGCCAGGAUCCUGGCUGGACUUCGGCCCUCCUGUACUCUCGGCCCACGUUCGCAGAUCAACACUCUCUCCUCGUACAUUGACGCCGGUUUCGUCUACGGUGGAACCCAAGAGAUCGCAAGCAGGCUUCGCGAGUUCAGAGGAGGUCGCCUCAAGACCACUCCCCUCUACAGAGAUCUCGGCCUGAAGGAUUUGCUUCCAAUGAAGACUGUCGAAGCCGACGUUGGUUGCAUGGCUCGGCCAAGAAACCUCUAUUGUUUCGACGCUGGUGACGAACGUGUAAACGAACAGCUCGCUUUGACUGUGAUGCACACCAUGUGGAUGAGAGAGCAUAACAAGAUCGCUUCCAUAUUCGGAGCUCUCAACCCACAUUGGGACGACGAGACCCUCUACCAGGAGACGAGGCAUCUGCUCAUUGCUGAAGUGCAGCACAUCACUCUAAACGAAUGGCUGCCCAUGAUCAUUGGUCCGGACACUGUGAAGAAGUACGGGCUUGAACCUGUUGAACACGGCUACUACACUGGCUACAGUCCAAAGGUGAACGCUGGCAUUCGUCAAGCCUUCCAGUCCGCUGUAUUUAGGUUCGGUCACAGUCUGCUGCCAGAUGUCACGGAACGUUACAACAAGUUCCACGAGAAGCUCGAGGCUAUUCGUCUGUCUCGACUGUUGCGUCAGCCAUACGACUUGUAUAAGCCAGGAGUCAUGGACACUUUCAUCAUGGGACUUAUCAACCAACAGUGUAAUAGGAUGGACCCUGAAAUCACUACCGAGGUGACGAACCAUCUGUUCGAGAAGCCUGGCGAUGGUUUCGGUAUGGACUUGGUAUCGCUGAACGUUCAACGUGCUCGUGAAACCGGUGUACCCGGCUACAACGAUUUCCGCGAAUACUGCGGCCUUCCUCGGGCUCAUGGUUUCUGGGACCUUGCUGGUGCUUUGCCGAAUAAGACUAUUCAUCGAUACACUCAGGUCUACAAGCACGUUGACGACAUCGAUUUGUGGAGUGCUGGUGUUGCAGAACACCCUCUACCGGGUGCAGUUCUUGGUCCUACUCUCUCAUGCCUAAUUGCAGAACAGUUUGCCAAUAUUCGACGUGGAGAUCGAUUCUGGUACGAAAACCCAGGCUGGCCAUCUUCCUUUACACUCGAACAACUGCACGAAAUCCGCAAGAUGCGACUUUGCAGAAUUAUCUGUGACAACAGUGACGACAUGAACGACAUCCAGUUUGCAGCUCUAAUCAACCACGAUCCCAACCAAAACCCAAGGAUCGGUUGUACGUCCGACGAUAUGCCCAAGAUGGACUUCACCAAAUGGAAAGACACAACGUACCUUAAAAAGUAAUUUACAACACCUAGAACAAAUCAACCAAAAUUGUUAGAACUAAGAAGCAUCCUCUAACGUCCAACAAAACCUGCCAUUCCCAAGAUGGCCCCCGGCAAGCCAAUGACCAACUUGCAAAGUGGCGGCCGGUGAGCCUACAUCAACCUGGAAAUUAAGUGCCGGCUCGAAACAAAGUCGGUGGUGAAUGUGGGGUUAUGUAGUACCGAGGAUGCAAUUUAGGAAACAAAAGCGUAAUGAUUCAAUGUAGGCCUGGCCAUCAGGGGUUUCUUGUGUUUCAUGAUGGAAUGCCUAUUGAGUCUCUUGGUCUUGGACGUUUCGAAUGAAGAAUAUGCUAAAACAAAGAGUCGCCGUCGACGCGGGGCUCAUUCUGUGUGCCUUUAAUACCUUCAGUAUUCACAGAUAUCAGGGCUCUGCCUUUGCCAAAGCAGGAUGCGGAUGUGAAUGGAACUGUAAGAAAAUGUUUAUCUAGGAGAGUGCAACAUGAUAAUUUUAGACGCAAGAAAUAUGAAAAUGUGACAUAAAGUUAUGUUUACCUUUAUAACGAUUGUUACAGUGACCCCGUAUGAUGACAAAAAGGCAAGCUGCAUAACUAGCACAUGUGCUACUGUUGCAUUUUGUACACAAUCUUAAAUUGGAGCUCGGGGCCAAUGUAGAAUUGCAUGAGAGCUCGAAGACGUGGAUGCAGAAUUCUGUGCCAUAGAUACAGUGCAAGUAGUCAAGAUACCAGUGCUGUGUAAGAACUAUAGGAUUCACUUCCUGUAGUUGUACCUAACAUGUGUCCUUCUGUAAACGUGGUCACAAAAGGUCAAGGUACCAUAGCUAUCCUUAUGAGGAUGAAGACCACCUAUGCCAUGAGUCAUCAAAAUCCUCCUCCCAAUCUCAAUCCAGAUGACUGAUUUACUUUUACCGAUAGACAUUAUGUUUCGUUUUGUCUCUCUGGCAAUGAAGGCUUCGUCUCUAACUGUUAAAGGGGUUGCCACACUUCGUCCCGUGUUAUCCCAGAUAAACAAUCAAAGACUGUUAUUUGCAUCGAUGCAAACCUGCAUUCCGACUUUUACAGCAAAAUAAGACGCGUGUAAAACUGGCACAGGGAAUACUGAAAGUCAUCGGGCUCUGAUAUUACUGCAGGCGUGUCAUGAUAGGGCCCUGUGUUUUCGGGUUUGUUUUUUAAAUCGGGGGUAAAAAUCGGGUGUCAUUUCAGGGGCGGUGAAACAGGGUAAAAUCGGACAAAAGCAUGUGGAAAAGCAGAUUUUCGAGUGAAAAAAAAAAAGGAAAAGGAGUGCUUCUCGCGUUUUACAUGACCAUGACCUGCGGAAUAUAACGUCCUCUAGUGGCUGAAAUUGUACUCUUGCCAGUCAGCUUUCGGGUUUCACCCGAAGUAACGAUGAUGCACAAUGGGGGAGGGAGGGGGGUAAAAACGGUCUUUACCCUAGAACACAGGGGCCUUACGUAUCCAUGAAUGAGGAAGCGCGGUAGAGGCCACGUGGUUACGACUACCAAAGGGAAUGGCCGUAGCUCUCGCUGCUCUGACAUCAUAGCUUCACGCGUACGUGUGUUCAAGUGUCUUCGCACCCAAUACGCACGUAGAAAAUUUCCCUCAAUACUUUGGUUUGCUGUAGCUCGCGUGAACAACCACAUCUCUCAAUGUGUCACAGCCCCUUUAAAUAUGAAAUGGUAUUUGGCUCUCUAUCACACCGAAGAACGUUUUGUACAUAGAUUUUCAAGCAAAUUCCCCGGAACUGGUUCCAAAGAUUACGUUUCCUCUUCUGCUGCCCCUUUUCAGGCUUCUUUUCCUUUUGAUUUUCUGUAUCUAGAAGGAACAAUUUAAACUUUCCAAACUACAAACUGCAUGAAACGUCCCAGAUUCUGCAGACUGAGAAUCACUUCGGUGCUUGCAAAUGUGCCUUCAUGUGAUCACGUGAUGUGCUUUUUUUCUUUUUUUUGCUAUAGUUUCUGGCAUCAUGCCCCAAUGUACAUAUUUCCAGUCUUUAUAUUUAUAUGUGGCCGUAUUGAAAGUAUGUGAACUUUUAAUGCGCCACAGUUUGGGGUCUACCCCUUGAUUUUGACAAUGGUAGGGACUUCUCUAGAGUGUUUGUGAUUAGAAAAUCAUCGUAAUAGAUUUCAAUAGGAUGUGAGAAAGCCAAGUUCUUCUUGGACCCCUCAUGGAUGCACUAAAGUUUCUUUUUGAGAGAACCGUUCUUUUAUGUUUGUUUGUUUGUUUGUGUGAGUGAGAGCGUGUGUCUUGGGAAUUUUUUUUCUUUUUUGUAUGAAAAAUGAGAAGUGUGUGGUUUUCUGUUGACUAACUAUGAAAUAAAAAUGUUUUCAUGAA
Molecule: messenger RNA, 4832 nt
Organism: Ornithodoros turicata
Lineage: Eukaryota; Metazoa; Arthropoda; Arachnida; Ixodida; Argasidae
Product: chorion peroxidase-like
Exons: 15
Coding region: 227-2503 (758 amino acids)
Biological process (GO): response to oxidative stress
Molecular function (GO): peroxidase activity; heme binding
Source: RefSeq, a predicted model, not a curated record